Aspergillus pseudotamarii is the source of this 1314-nucleotide messenger RNA. Its product is annotated as putative aminotransferase. Bases 1 to 1314 code for a protein of 437 amino acids. Lineage: Eukaryota; Fungi; Ascomycota; Eurotiomycetes; Eurotiales; Aspergillaceae. Gene Ontology annotation, biological process: amino acid metabolic process; biosynthetic process. Gene Ontology annotation, molecular function: pyridoxal phosphate binding; transaminase activity. The record is from RefSeq and is a predicted model, not a curated record. The transcript has a single exon.
AUGUCGCAGUCAGAAACAACACAUUCGACCAUCUCCCACAGGGCACAGAGUGCCCUCGUAGCAGGAUCAAAGAACCUGAUGUGGGACGUGAUGAACGAUCUAUGGUGUGAAAAGACCAAUCCAAAUGGAUAUGUGAAUGUGGGUGUUGCGGAGAAUGUCCUGAUGCAUGAUCACCUGUUGAGUUUCAUCAACCGGCAACUCGACCUGCCUGCCAAAUUACUCACGUAUAAUGAUGGACCUACUGGGUCAGGGAGAGUAAAACGUGCUGUGUCCGCUUUUAUCAACCGACACUUUCGCCCCUUGCAUGCGGUGGACGCCAGUCAUCUGUUCAUUACCAACGGCGUUUCAUCGGCAAUCGAGCAUGUGUCUUGGGCGAUAACGGAACCUGGCGAGGCAAUUCUUCUGGGAAGACCGUACUAUGGGACGUUUAUACCGGAUAUUUCACUACGACCUGGAGCAACAGUUGUCCCCGUGAAUUUUGAUGACUGUGAUCCGUUCAGUUUGGAGGCAGUCCAAAAGUAUGAACAAGCACUAUUGAGCUUCCAAGAAACGACAGGACGGAAAGUAAAGGGGUUGGCACUCUGUCAUCCUCACAAUCCACUAGGACGAUGCUACCCCAGACACGUGCUAGUGAAGUUGAUGGAACUCUGCCAGAGAUACCAGAUGCACUUCAUUAGUGAUGAGAUAUAUGCGUUGUCCGUCUGGAAGAACACCGUCGACGAGAGUCCUACGCCUGUGGACUUUGAAUCUGCCCUCUCACUCGACUUGACAGGCAUUAUUGAUCCCCAGCUUGUUCAUGUCCUCUGGGGCGUGAGCAAGGACUUUGGUGCCAAUGGUCUCCGACUGGGCGUUAUCAUCUCACAAGCCAAUCGUGAUAUGCUGGCUGCAUUAAGGAAUGUUGGCCUAUAUUCUUAUGUAUCGGGGGUGUCGGAGCACCUGGUAGCUCUCCUGCUCGAAGACGUCGAUUUCACGGAUGAAUAUAUCCGGUUGAACCGCGAGAAGCUCUCAGAGAAUUAUGCGUUCGUUGUGCAGCAGCUCAAGAGCAAUGGUAUUGAAUAUUCGACUGGAGCCAACGCUGCAUUCUUCAUUUGGAUGAACCUCGGGAAGAAGUAUCGCGAACUACACCCUGAAAUCAAGGAUGAUGAAGAUGUUAGUGAAACGGUCAUGGGACUCUUACUACAGAAGAAAGUCUUCUUAGCUAGCGGCUCGUUGUUCGGCUCGGAGCGUGGUGGAUGGUAUAGAAUAGUCUUCUCGCAGCCUCAAGAAUACCUGAGCGAGGCUGUACGCAGAAUCAUGGCCGCGCUUGAGGUUUAG